GCCCGCUAGGGAGAGAUGCAGGGGGAGGGGCUUCGGGCUGGGCUUCCAGCUGCAAACGCGUCAGGCGCCGAGGCGGGCGGGAUUUCUGCCUCCUGGGGACAGGACCUAGGCUGCGCGCGACCUGGGGACGUGUUCUCCGGGGCUAUGGGCACCUCCCACCAGGCCUUCCUGGUCCUCAGCUGUCUCCUCACGGGGCCGAGCCUCGUCUCCUGCCAGCUCUUAUUACCCUCCAUCCUUCCGAACGAGAAUGAGAAGGUUGUGCAGCUGAAUUCGUCCUUUUCUCUGAGCUGCUUUGGGGAGAGUGAAGUGAGCUGGCAGCACCCCAUGUCUGAAGAAGACGACCCCACCGUGGAAAUCAGAACUGAGGAGAACAACAGUGGCCUCUUUGUGACAGUGCUGGAAGUCGUCAACGCCUCAGCGGCCCACACCGGAUGGUACACUUGCUAUUACAACCACACUCAGACAGAAGAGAGCGAGAUUGAAGGCAGGCACAUUUACAUCUAUGUACCAGACCCAGACAUGGCCUUUGUGCCUUUAGGGAUGACGGAUUCUUUAGUCAUCGUGGAAGAGGAUGAUUCUGCCAUCAUACCUUGUCGCACCACAGAUCCAGAAACUCAAGUAACCUUGCACAAUAAUGGUAGGCUGGUGCUGGCCUCUUACGACAGCAGGCAGGGCUUCAACGGGACCUUCAGUGUGGGGCCAUACAUUUGUGAGGCCACCGUCAAAGGGAGGACGUUCAAGACCGGCGAAUUUAACGUUUAUGCUUUGAAAGCAACGUCAGAACUGAAUCUGGAAAUGGAAGCGCGUCAGACUGUGUAUAAGUCAGGGGAGACAAUUGUGGUGACCUGUGCUGUCUUCAACAAUGAGGUGGUUGACCUUCAGUGGACUUACCCUGGAGAAGUGAGAAACAAAGGCGUCACCAUGCUGGAGGAGAUCAAAGUCCCAUCAAUCAAAUUGGUGUACACUUUGACGGUCCCCAAGGCCACAGUGAAAGACAGUGGAGAUUACGAAUGUGCUGCCCGCCAGGCCACGAAGGAGGUCAAAGAAAUGAAGAAAGUCACCAUUUCCGUCCACGAGAAAGGUUUUAUUGAGAUCAAACCCACCUUUGGCCAGCUGGAAGCUGUCAACCUGCAUCAGGUCAGAGAGUUCGUGGUGGAGGUGCAGGCCUACCCCACUCCCAGGAUAUCCUGGCUGAAGGACAACUUGACUCUGAUAGAGAAUCUCACUGAGAUCACCACUGAUGUGCAGAAGAGCCAGGAAACAAGAUAUCAAAGCAAAUUAAAGCUGAUCCGGGCCAAGGAAGAAGACAGUGGCCAUUACACCAUCAUAGUUCAAAAUGACGAUGAUGUGAAGAGUUACACGUUUGAGCUGUCAACUCUAGUUCCUGCAUCCAUCCUGGAGCUUGUGGAUGACCACCAUGGCUCUAGUGGGGGACAGACUGUGAGAUGCACAGCUGAAGGCACACCCCUCCCGGACAUUGAGUGGAUGAUCUGCAAGGAUAUUAAGAAAUGCAAUAACGACACUUCAUGGACAACUUUGGCCAGCAACGUCUCAAAUAUCAUCACAGAGUUCCAUCGCCGAGGCAGGAGCACGGUGGAGGGACGAGUGUCCUUUGCCAAAGUGGAAGAGACCAUUGCAGUUCGAUGCCUGGCAAAGAAUGACCUUGGCACUGGGAACCGAGAGCUGAAGCUGGUGGCUCCUACCCUGCGUUCUGAACUCACGGUGGCUGCCGCGGUGCUGGUGCUGUUGGUGAUUGUCAUCGUCUCUCUCAUCGUCCUGGUUGUCAUUUGGAAGCAGAAGCCGCGCUAUGAAAUUCGCUGGAGGGUCAUUGAAUCUAUCAGCCCCGAUGGACAUGAGUACAUUUAUGUGGAUCCGAUGCAGCUGCCUUACGACUCCAGAUGGGAAUUCCCGAGGGAUGGACUGGUACUUGGUCGGAUCUUGGGGUCUGGUGCAUUCGGGAAAGUGGUUGAAGGCACAGCCUAUGGAUUAAGCCGGUCCCAGCCUGUUAUGAAGGUGGCAGUGAAGAUGCUUAAACCCACAGCGAGAUCCAGCGAAAAGCAAGCUCUCAUGUCUGAGCUGAAGAUAAUGACCCACUUGGGACCACACUUGAACAUCGUGAACUUGCUGGGAGCCUGCACCAAGUCAGGCCCCAUUUACAUCAUCACUGAGUACUGCUUCUAUGGCGAUUUGGUCAACUAUUUGCAUAAGAAUAGAGAUAGCUUCAUGAGCCGUCACCCAGAGAAGCCAAAGAAAGAGCUGGACAUCUUUGGAUUGAAUCCUGCAGACGACAGUACAAGGAGUUAUGUGAUUUUAUCUUUUGAAAACAAUGGUGACUACAUGGACAUGAAGCAAGCUGAUACCACACAGUAUGUCCCCAUGCUCGAAAGGAAAGAAGUCUCUAAAUACUCUGACAUCCAGAGAUCGCUGUAUGAUCGGCCGGCCUCCUAUAAGAAGAAAUCUAUGCUAGACUCAGGAGACAAAAGCCUCCUUUCCAAUGAUGACUCCGAGGGUCUAACUUUGCUGGAUUUAUUGAGUUUCACCUAUCAAGUUGCCCGAGGAAUGGAAUUUUUGGCUUCCAAAAAUUGCGUCCACCGGGACCUGGCUGCCCGAAAUGUCCUUCUAGCACAAGGGAAGAUUGUGAAGAUUUGUGACUUUGGCCUGGCCAGAGACAUCAUGCAUGAUUCCAACUACGUGUCAAAAGGCAGCACUUUCCUACCUGUGAAAUGGAUGGCUCCAGAGAGCAUCUUUGACAACCUCUAUACCACGCUGAGUGAUGUCUGGUCUUACGGCAUUCUGCUCUGGGAAAUCUUUUCCCUUGGUGGCACACCCUACCCUGGCAUGAUGGUUGAUUCCACUUUCUACAAUAAGAUCAAGAGCGGGUACCGGAUGGCCAAACCUGACCAUGCCACCAGUGAAGUCUAUGAGAUCAUGGUGCAGUGCUGGGACAGUGAGCCUGAGAAGAGACCCUCCUUCUACCACCUGACUGAGAUAGUGGAGAAUCUGCUGCCUGGACAAUAUAAGAAGAGUUAUGAAAAGAUUCACCUGGACUUCCUGAAGAGUGACCAUCCGGCUGUGGCACGCAUGCGCGUGGACUCUGACAAUUCGUACAUUGGUGUCACUUACAAAAAUGAGAAUGACAAGCUGAAGGACUGGGAAGGUGGCCUGGAUGAACAGAGACUGAGUGCAGACAGCGGCUACAUCAUCCCCCUGCCAGACAUUGACCCUGUUCCAGAGGAGGAAGACCUGGGCAAGAGGAACAGACACAGCUCGCAGACCUCAGAAGAGAGUGCCAUCGAGACAGGUUCCAGUAGUUCCACCUUCAUCAAGAGAGAGGACGAGACCAUUGAGGACAUCGACAUGAUGGAUGACAUUGGUAUAGACUCCUCAGACCUGGUGGAGGACAGCUUCCUGUAACUGGCAGGUUUGGGGAUUAUCUUCCAUUCCUGGGGCCUCCUUCGGAUCCCUUUGAGAAAACCACUUCAUUGCAAUGCAGAGGUUGAAAAGAGGACUUGGGUGAUGUGGAAAGAGAAGCUCCCUGCCACGGGCCUCAGGGAGCCUCUAUGAAAGAAUGGGAUACUUGGAUUGGACUUUGUCCGAGUUGCCCCUUGCAAUGCGUCAGAAGCAUCUCAGCGGUGUGUGAAGUUUGGAAAUGAAUGGACAAGAGAAUAACAGGCCACAGAAAGCAAGCUUUGUGUUUCCAGGGCGUUGGUGAGAUUCCCACACUCGCAAUUUGUGCUGCAACACAGCUUCAGCAUUGUAAUUAUGUAAAUAACUCUAACCAAGGAUGUGUUUAGAUUUGUGUUAACUCUCCUCUCUGGACUUCUGAAGAGACCACUCAAUCCAUCCAUGUACUUCCCUCUUGGAAUCCAGUACCAGCUGCUGUUGAAUUUUCUCAUGAAGUACAUGCAAAACCACUUUGAACCUUGAAAGGUACUGGGGCCAUCCUGUUUUACUGUCUUAUUAGUGUCAAAGAGGCAAAAGAUGAUAACUAACCAACCUUGAGUAACAGAUUUGGGUCUUUUAGGAGCCCAAGAUCUCUGUAUAUUGUAAUGAAUACUUAUAAUACUACUACUGUUAACAGUAAUGCUAAAUAUGUAAUCCUUAACACAACUUCCCAACAGAGAAAGCACAAUUAGAACAAAAACCCUUACUAAGUAGGUGACAAGUUUGGCAGUUUUUGACAUUUAUAUUAAGUAACAUGUUUCUCAGUAAAAUAUAAUAGCUUUAGUGGAUUAAAGUUAGCAAACACUAGAGAGCAGAGUAUAAGUAGUAUCGUCCAGAACUUUUUGAUGCUGUGUAUUAAGUAGUGUUCUCCCUAAUCCAAGGCACUAAAAGCAGUUAAUCACCUCUGAAGUAAUGGGAUUAGAAACAAACAAAGUAGAACCCCCGUGUCCUGGAUGUUCUCAGUAUAAAGGCUUAAGCCUGGGCCCAAUGUGACUUCUCAUGCUGUGACCUUGUGGAAAUGAACAGUCUACAAAAGGACUCAGAUGGGCAGAAGUUUCUUUCAUGGCCAGACAUGACUUUGAUGGAUCCCACCCAUCCCUACUUUUUGAAUCUGUGACCUUUAAGGAUGCUUCAACAUCAGCACCACACUUUCCUCUCUUGUCUUAAAGAGACAGAGCUGCAUAUCCCAAAACCACAAUGGUGCUGUUGAAUGAAGGUUGUAUGGACAUUAGCUUGGCUCCCACUGUUAACUGCAACUUCAGUCACUGGCCCUGGGUCUUUCCCCCAGAGAUUUGGAAUCACUAGGUCUGAGGAGAGCAGGAACCUAUCUAUAUUUUAGUAAACUCUUUGGUGCUUUUGGUCAACCAGUGUUGAGAAAACACUGGCUUGAGUUACAGAGGGUUGCUGUGGGUGGGGUAAUUUUGAAAUUUGGAAUUGGGUAGAAGUCAACCGUGCAGGAAGGCUACUUAGCAGGAAGGCUACUAUUUAAGUUCUUGGCUUCAUGACAAUAACAUCCGAUUCCUAGUCUUAAUUUAAGUUUGCAGGCUCAGCUGAGCAAAAUCUUGGUUUGGGCACAUCUUCCAGUUCUAGACAAUGUGGGUACCACUUCCCACUGGGUGGGGAACCUGAGCUUGUCCACCUCCAAGAAUGUCCACAGAUUAGGUAACUCCGUGUGUCAGGUCUUUGUAUAGUCUGCUUGGUGGAGAAGAUGAAAAAGUUUUCCGGAUUUGGGGGAGGUUUAGGUGGGAGGAUAUUACAGCCAUCCAAACUGUCAGACUGGUUAUCCCGAGUUCAUCGGCAUUCUCUGCAAUGUGCCUAAUUGCUGACUCUGUAUGAAUGAAACAUGGGCUGUGAUUACUGCAAUCACUGUAUAUGCCUCCAGCAGGUGAUGCUUUGGACGCCACAGAAGCAAUAACAGGGUACUUGACUCCCUACCGGUAUAAUCUCAAAGCAAACCCCAACUUUCCCUUUUCACAGUAAGUGUGAAGACUGAGCCAGAUUGGCCAAUUAAAAAACAAAAACCUGACUAGAUUCUUUAGGGCCAAUUAGACUUGAAACACAUUCGUGUUUCUAGAAUUGCAGCUCAAACAUUUGUUUGUCACCCAAUUGCACAGCCUUGUUUUUGUUCUUGUUUUUUAAUUCUGAUUUUGCUUUGGGCCUUGCAUGAUGCCAUGAGGUUGGAUGAACAGUUCAUGUCCUUAGCAGCACUCUCCUCUGAGAGUAAAUGAGAAUACAUUUGUUUUUGUUUUUUUGAGGCAGGGUCUCUUUUAUGUAUCCCUGACUGUCCUGGAACUCACCAUAUAGACCAGGCUAGCCUUUUUACUCUUAGAGAUCCAUUUGCCUCUCUGCCUCAUACGUGCUGGGAUUACAAGCAUGCACCACCACACUCAGCAAGAAUACAUUUUUUAUUUUUAAACAGGGUUUUGUGUGUAUCCCCAAUUUAUUUCCUUUCUGGCCUCCUGCAGAGUCUCCGGAAGAAAAUUUGCCAAUCAUUCCUGCUUUCUAUUUUUAUGAUGACAAUCAAAGCUGGCCCGAGGAACACAAUUUAUGGAUUUUUAAAUGAUCAGAGAUGCCCUUAAAAUGUGGUCUGCCAACCUGUACAAAAUGGUCCUAUAUUUGUGAAGAGGGACGUAAGAUAAAAUGAUGUUAUACAUCAAUAUGUAUAUAUGUGUUGCUAUGUAGACUUGGAGAAUACUGCCAAAACGUAUAUGACAAGCUGUAUCACUGCCUUUGUUUAUAUUUUUUUAACUGUGAUAUUCCCCACAGGCACAUUAACUGUUGCACUUUUGAAUGUCCAAAAUUUAUAUUUUAGAAGUAAUAAAGAGAAAAAAUACUUACAUGUUCCCAAGAUGGUGGUGUGGUGAAUGCUUGAGAGCGACUAACUCCAUAGGGAGGGUCUGCCGAUGCAAGAUGGCUUCCAAAUACCCCUGUUCAUGUUUUGUUUUAAAAAGUGUAAAUGGAGAUCUUUAUAUUUCAAUAAAUGAUUUAUUAUAUAUGAUUUAAAGUUA
This is a messenger RNA of Phodopus roborovskii (desert hamster), 6452 nucleotides long. RefSeq names its product platelet derived growth factor receptor alpha (gene Pdgfra). The transcript is spliced from 23 exons. Gene Ontology annotation, cellular component: signaling receptor complex. The record is from RefSeq and is a predicted model, not a curated record. NCBI's taxonomy places the organism in Eukaryota, Metazoa, Chordata, Mammalia, Rodentia, Cricetidae. The coding region runs from base 16 to 3414 and encodes 1132 amino acids. Gene Ontology annotation, biological process: platelet-derived growth factor receptor signaling pathway; positive regulation of kinase activity; embryonic cranial skeleton morphogenesis. Gene Ontology annotation, molecular function: ATP binding; platelet-derived growth factor binding; platelet-derived growth factor alpha-receptor activity.